CGGCGAAGAGGAACUCGACAAUCGAAUGGCCAUGAAAGAAAAGGUCUGUUCUCAUCACCAAAAAGUGAGCCCGGAUGUUGCCUCUUCAAGAAUUAAUUACGUCACUUUACCUAACGUUCCUGACACCACAUCUAUUCAUGCUAUAGAAAUACAGAGCCCUCUACCAGAAAAGCUAAAGAAAAUCCGUACUCACAAAACGUCAGGGAUUAUUAACACUGGAUAUGUGCCUGACUCUGAAGAACAUUCUUUUAUCAAAAAAUUACCUAUGUCUGUGGUGGAUCAAAAUACUUCGUUUCAAUCUCACUCUAAAGAGACCGUUCCCACCAUCACCGUGGAGACGUCAGUUACGCCUCAAGAUCCAGCUCACUGGAAAGAUUCCUUACCAAUAGAAGACGAAUCAUGGUCUGGGUCAGGGAGAGCUUCGAACGUGUAUCAUACUAUCCAGCGGUUGGUGCAGGCAUUUGCCGAGAGAGCUCGCCGAGUGAAGGAAAAAAUUGUUCAAACACCAACACCAUCUCCAACAUCUUCUCUUAAUGAGGAGGAAAAUGAAAAACAGCAUGAUCGACCACGUUUAGCGUCUUUAAUUCAAAAUGACGAUCCAUCUGCUGCUAAUGAUUGGAUGGAAGAAGACAAAGGAAUUUGGUAUUGCAGAAUGUCUAAGCAACUUCUUCUUUCAUUCCCACGAGUUCUGGAUCCACAAAGUAAGGUUUACAUCUCCUGGCUACUGAUUGUCACCUUGUGUUUCGUGUACAAUGCUUGGUCCAUUUUCUUACGAGCUGUGUUUCAAUAUCAAACACCAGAAAGUCUCCCAUAUCUUUUGAGUUUUGACUACUUUAGUGAUGCUAUCUACAUAAUAGAUAUGGUGGUCUUUAAAGUUCGUGUGAAGUAUCUUCAUGAGGGAUUCUGGGUGGAAGAUUUAGCAGCAACACGAAAAAACUAUUUUAAGAAAACGAUGUUUAAGAUGGAUCUGCUGUCUCUGUUUCCUUUGGAUUUGCUGUAUCUUGUAUAUGGUUUUAAUGCUUUGUUUCGGUUUCCCAGAAUGUUGAAGGUUCAGACUUUCUGGGAAUUUUUCAACAGAAUGGAUGCUGUGGCUAAAUCUCCAUAUGUUGUCAGAAUCUUACGAACAUUAAUCUACAUGAUGUACCUCAUCCACCUGAAUGCCUGUGGCUAUUAUGCCAUGUCUGUGUGGGAGGGGAUUGGUUCCAAUGAUUGGGUGUUUCAAGGAGAAGGAAAUGCGUAUAUUCGUUGUAUGUAUUUUGCCACCAAAACGGCAACAUCUAUUGGAAAAAAUCCAAAACCUAAGAAUGAAUAUGAAUACAUCUUCAUGACAUUCAGUUGGCUUACUGGUGUUUUUAUAUUUGCUUUCUUGAUUGGGCAGAUUCGGGAUAUUGUUGCCACAGCAACACAGAACACCACUCAGUAUCAUCAGGUGAUGGACCAAAUGGUUCGAUACAUGAGGCACCUAAACCUACCCGAGAAUCUACAAUACAGAGUUAGACUGUGGUUAAAUCACACGUGGGAACAACAGAAAACACUACAUGAAAGCAAAAUUUUGGAUUCCUUACCCAUGAAGAUGAAAACAGAUGUGGCUAUCAAUGUCCAUUACAACACUUUAGUUAAGGUUCAGCUUUUUAAGAACUGUGAUAAAGCUCUCCUGAGAGACCUAGUUUUGAAAUUACGACCAGUUUUAUUUCUUCCAGGAGACAACAUUUGUAGAAAGGGAGAACUAGGAAAAGAAAUGUACAUUGUGAACAAGGGGCUAGUACAGGUGAUGGGAGGAGAGGAAGGAGACGUGGUUUUGGCUACUUUAUCGGAGGGCAGCGUUUUCGGUGAAAUCAGUCUUUUAGGUAUUCCAGGAUGUAAUCGGAGAACCGCAGAUGUGCGCUCUAAGGGCUUUUCCAAUUUGUUUGUUCUGGGAAAAGCUGAUUUGUGGGAUGCUUUAGAACACUAUCCAGAUGCCCAAGCUAUACUGAAGAAGAAGGCCCAGACACUAAUUAAACAGAAUGAAGACAGAGAGAAACUGGCCAGUGGCAGCCGUAAAAAGAUAGAAGCAGAAACAAUUAUCAGGGAUCCCUCUCGUACACCCACACCUCGUCUCCUGAAAACUGUUCUGGAGGUGGUCCAUCCAAACUCCAUGUGUGCUCAGCUGUUUAAUAAGAAGAGGUCUUCUGCCCCAGUACUAAUCGGUGACAGAAGUCAAAACAAUUUACUCCCCUCUCCCCGGCUUCGGGCAAGCAGCGUGAGUGGAGUUGGUUAUUUAUCCCUGAACACAAAACAGGAUGGAUUUCUCAACUUGAAGAUGCCAUCAUUAUCCCAGAAAGAUGAUAAAGUAUCUCUAGAAAACUUUCUGAACAAGACAUCGGAGGAUAUUGCACCCAAAGCAAUUAAGGAACUGUUACAUAGAGUACCUACACUUCCUCACAAACCAUCUACUCAAUCAGAAGUGAUAAGAAACUUAGAAACUGAAGAGAAGGUGAUAUGGGAAAGACUGUGUUCCCACGAAGAUCUAAUAAAAUCAUCAGCAGCAUCAUUGGAUGAAUUACCUAUGAUGGGAAAACCACCAACAGGUUCUGGUCUCGAACUCCAGCUUCCUUACAAACCAGCAGAAGCAAACUCAUGUUUGAAAACUGAAGAAAAGUUGGCGAGGGAAGAGAUGUGUUCCCAUGGUAACUUAAUAACAUCCCCAGUCACACCAGUAGAUGAACUCGUAUUGAUGGGAAAACCACCAACAGGUUCUGGUCUCAAACUCCAGCUUCCUUACAAACCAGCAGAUCAGUCAGAAGCAAACUCAUGUUUGAAAACUGAAGAAAAGUUGGCGAGGGAAGAGAUGUGUUCCCAUGGUAACUUAAUAACAUCCCCAGUAGAUGAGCCACUUAAUAAUGGGUGUAAUAGUUCUAAUGCCAGCUCAGCUUCUGAGCAGUACAACAUAGAAGAGGAAGAUUUUUUGUCUUUCUCCGAGUACCAUAAGUACAAACAGCUUCCUCAGCUACAACAAUCUGGAUUUUGUUCCACUGGAUAUUUCUUUGAGUCAGAGUUCAAGUGAUGAAACUGUGUGUUAAGCUGUGUUGAACUUCGGGAAAAGUAUUUGUCUGUUAUGUGUUUAUGCUAGUCAGUAGAUUCUGUCGUUAAACACACAAAUCUGUAUGUUAGUACGAGGAGGUCAUAUUUCAUUUAAAAACAAAUUAUCAGAAAACUUUAAAUGUGGGAGGUCACAAUUUCUCAGGAUGUACACAAAAGCCCUUGCAUAUGAAAUAUUGUUAGAUAAUUUUUAAAAAAUAUGUUUAAAGCUCAAAAAUUAAUUACAUGUAGCCAUUAUCAUUUAAGUAAAAAUCUCAAUUUGAAAAAAUAGGUAAGUGUGUCGCGGUAAGGUCAUCAUCCUCCCCCUCAACUGCGUUAGCAUACACAAUAUACAAAGAGUUGAUAUAAAGUGAAACUAACCCUAUGUAUAUGAAUCUAAGAACUGUAAAUAAUAGAAUAAAACAUAUACAAGGAAAGGACAGUUUGAUUACAGGUUUACUUGGCUGGAAACUACAGGGUUCUAAAAUAACUACCAAAUUAUUGUGGCCAAGUUAUCCUAUACAUCUCUCUGUUCUUCUGUGGUAGUUCAAACACUGUAUACAGUUUAAAUAGAUACAUACUUUUUUAACACUUAGUCAGAGAAGCAUAUCAAAUGAAUAUGGUCUGUUCAUGCAGGUAGCUCCACCUGUUAUCAGCAAAUAUAAGUAAUGAUGCUGGUUUUGGAAGAUCUGAUGUACUGCGAGUGUUUUUUUUUUCGAUAUAAAAAUUCAUACGUAACAUUUUCCAACAGUAAAUUUUGUAGAAUAUCGUGUGUUCAUAAUUCAAAUUUGGAGCGUGUUUAUUUUGUACUCUAGAACUAAGAAUGAAAUAUUGUCAUAAGUAAAUUAAGAUGUUUUCUGUUCGGUUUACUUAACUACAGACAAACUAUUUUUUAAUGAUUGAUGUAGUCAACAAAGUGUUGUUAAUUUGUUUGUAAACUCUACUUACUUCACUUAUAUAAGACUUUGACAUGUGUUAAACAACAGAACUGUUAUUUUCAUCUCGAAAUAACACCAUGAUAUAUUAAAUGUUGUCAUGAGUGAGUGUUAGGAAGUACAGUAAAUUAUAAUGUAAAAUAUUAGUCACAGGAAUAUGUAGUUGUGUUUUGUUUAAAGAACAGUUUAACGUGGAAAGAUAUGUGAUAAUCAGAAAAGUUGCAGUUCUGAAUUGGUAAAGGUAAGAUUUAGUGUAAAAAAAAGUUUUUAUUAUAAAAAUGAGUCUAAAAUUAUUUUGAGUAUUAAUGGCAAAAUAUACAGAUUCAUGUUAGGCUCAU
Messenger RNA from Limulus polyphemus (Atlantic horseshoe crab), 4330 nucleotides. Its product is annotated as cyclic nucleotide-gated cation channel beta-3-like. Gene Ontology annotation, molecular function: intracellularly cGMP-activated cation channel activity; intracellularly cAMP-activated cation channel activity; protein-containing complex binding. Gene Ontology annotation, cellular component: plasma membrane; intracellular cyclic nucleotide activated cation channel complex. The record is from RefSeq and is a predicted model, not a curated record. The transcript is spliced from 17 exons. Gene Ontology annotation, biological process: monoatomic cation transmembrane transport. Bases 26 to 3043 code for a protein of 1005 amino acids. NCBI's taxonomy places the organism in Eukaryota, Metazoa, Arthropoda, Merostomata, Xiphosura, Limulidae.